GGACCGGUUUGGGCGGGGCGGCGGCGCGCAUUGCCCGCCGGCCACACUGGCCGCCCUGCGCUCUGCGAGGGGCGUGUGCGCGGGCCCGGCACCCGCGGGCCCCAUGUUCACCGAGCUGAGGUCCAAGCUGAGCCCCCCGCGAGGCCGCGCUGGAGCUGUGCGCGCGGGCUUUGGGGAGCGCCGGGAUGUGGACGCCACUGCCCACUUCAGCUUCUGCCGGACCCUCCUGGAGCACACAGUGUCAGCAGAGAGCAUUCCCCGCCAUCUGCCUCGGACACCCGGUACAAGCCUUACGUGGCACGACUCCCGCAGCCAGAGAGCCUCCAGCAGCAGGCCAAUCAAGCUUCUACAGCAGCCCGGCACAGAGACUCCCCAGGGCCGUCUGUACUCUGACCACUAUGGCCUGUACCACACAAGCCCCUCGCUAGGUGGCCUGACACGGCCUGUGGUCUUGUGGAGCCAGCAAGACGUUUGCAAGUGGCUCAAGAAACACUGUCCCCACAACUACCUCGUCUACGUCGAGGCCUUCUCCCAGCAUGCCAUCACUGGCCGAGCACUGCUUCGAUUGAACGCAGAGAAGCUGCAGCGAAUGGGGCUGGCACAGGAGGCCCAGAGACAGGAGGUGCUGCAGCAGGUGCUUCGCCUGCAGGUGCGUGAGGAGGGGCGGAGCCUGCAGCUGCUCAGCCAAGCUUCUUUCGGAAACAUGUCCUAGCUGCUGCCCAGGCUUGGACCCCAGACCUCAACACUGUGACCGGAGCCCACGGCCAUGGAUAAGGCAGAGCUGGCCCUGCAGCCCCCUUGGACCCUGGCAGGAUGCCCUAGUGACUAAGCCCGGCCCAGUGAACAGGCAGGACCAGGACCACCACCACCAGGCGUGCCUGGUUACACACUCCAGAUUGUGCCCUGUGGGUGUGGUAGAGAAGCUGCUUGUGUGUAGCCCCUCCUCCUGUAACCCAAGCCCAGGCCCACCCCUGGUGCUGCUGGCAGCAAGCAGGGCAGCUGCCUGGAGCCUGAGUGGGAUUUGAAUGCCCCCAGAUUCCCCAGGAGUCUGUUUAUUUAUGUUCCCUUCACCGCGUGACCAUCCCCAUUGCCUGAGUCACGCAUGUGUUCCUUGACCCAUCCAGUUGUGUCCUUCCCAGGCACUGCCAGGUCAGUUGCACAGUGGGACAACCUGCCUUGGCUCCCUUAGGUUUGUGUUCCUGCCCUACCCCCACUAGGACCCAGCAGGCCCAAUCCAUUGUCCAGACUAGUGGUCAUCAGUACCCACCCAACUGUGUACCAUGCCAAGUGCUUCAUUCAUUAUUUUUGAAUCCCUCACCACAUCCACACCUACUUAUGAGAACCAAGGCUGAGAGAGGCCCAGGGUGCCCAAGACCCAAAGACAAACUGUGGUACCACAAAUAAUCUAUCCCCGUAUGAGUAAUUCCAUUCCCAGUUCACCAGGUUCAGCAGUGCUUCUGGCCUUACCUUUGGGAAAGUAUUGCUUUUAAGCAUCUUCCCUGGCUCUUGGAAACCAACUUGGAGAAUCAGUCAUGCGUGUGGGUUUUCCCCUUGUUGCUUUGUCAAGAAAAUGUGGAUUCACAGGGAGACUAUCCACAGGGUCAUGCCCCCACAUCUGCCAGCAGAUGCCUGAUAAACCCCUCCCUGGGCAGUUGGGGGCUGGUGCUGCCUGGCAGUGGUCCAGUGAGGGUGGCCUUGGCAGCCCCCCUCUUGCUCCUCUGCCCUCUCCCACUCCCCCAGGAAUCUGAAAAUCUCAGGGACAGGUGAGGUUAAGCCUCCAGUCCCUUCCCAAGAACUGGCCAUGGGACUUGAGGUUGGUCAUUGCAGGUACCAAGUGGAAUUUGGACAACUGGCCUGGCACCUACCAUCUUGUAUGCCCCACCCCACGGGGGACCCCCCCAUCUUGUCUUGGGGCUGGCUUCCAGUAUUUCUGCCUACCUAUGCCAUCAGCCCUGUGUCUGCCUCUUUUCUCCCUCCUGUGUUUUCUCCACCCCUUGCUUCUGUCCUGUCUUCCUUGUUUUUCCGCUUACUUUUUUAUACUCUGACAAGAAAUCAGAAAUAAACCUGGUUCUCA
This is a messenger RNA of Castor canadensis (American beaver), 2074 nucleotides long. RefSeq names its product sterile alpha motif domain containing 10 (gene Samd10). Gene Ontology annotation, cellular component: cytoplasmic side of plasma membrane. Gene Ontology annotation, molecular function: protein binding. The record is from RefSeq and is a predicted model, not a curated record. Gene Ontology annotation, biological process: cell surface receptor protein tyrosine kinase signaling pathway. NCBI's taxonomy places the organism in Eukaryota, Metazoa, Chordata, Mammalia, Rodentia, Castoridae.